CAUUCAACCACAGCGUUGCCCAGCCCAACUGCCUGUAGGGUUUUAGCCUCGCUCUCUCCUUCCUGCCGCGCGCCACCGCACCACGCACCAUGGCCGCCGCCGCCGCCGCGAGAUCCUUCCUCCGAUCCGCACCCGCCACAUCCUCCUCCCUCCGUGGAUCGGCCGCCAGAGCCGCUUCCCGUGCAUGUCCGCCUCCGCUCCCGAGGCGGUUCCCGGCCUCUGCUCCCCGCGUCCUCCUAAGGUCCCCGGUGGAGAUGACCAGCUUCUGCGUGGAGUCGCUGAUGCCCAUGCACAGUGCCACGGCGUCGGCGCUCAUGACGUCUCUCCUCGCUGCCCCGGCUCGCACGGGGUUUGGCUGGCUGUCAGAAGCUGGCAAUGAUGAUGUGUGACAAUUUCUAGGUGGAAUGUAGCAGAUUAUAACCUCCUCACGUCAAACAUACAGACUUGUGAUCAGUGGCAAUGGGCGUCGUCUGGGAUGAAGACAUACUAUUUUUGCCAUCUGCAUUUAUGUUUUAUCUAUGCAAACUAGAAUUUCUGGACUUGGAGCAAAAGUAGUUUCUAUGGUUGUAACUUUUAUGAUGUCAGGAUAAGAGUUUGGGCUUAGACUAUUCGCUUCUAUUUGUAGAUGGAUGAUUUCUUGUUGUCGGAGCUGGUUGUGAUGGUACCUGCUACGGACCUCCCCUGUUGAGUUCAAACUAGUUUUGAUCGCCUUAUUAUCAGGCUGUACUCUGUGAUUCUGCACAAGCGUACUCAGGAUUAUACCUGACGGUGACAAGAUUUAACUGAAUUUCUGGACGUUGUAUGGAUUGGUGUCCAUGGAGAAAUAAUGUUAAAUUUAAAGUCUCCCUGAUUAUACCUGAUCGUGACAAGAUUUAACUGUAUUUGUGGUAAUACUCCUUAUUAUGGUGUCUGCGGAGAAAUGCUGUUAAAUUUGAAAGUUCAUCUCCCAUUUUA
Molecule: messenger RNA, 954 nt
Organism: Brachypodium distachyon (stiff brome)
Lineage: Eukaryota; Viridiplantae; Streptophyta; Magnoliopsida; Poales; Poaceae
Product: protein NUCLEAR FUSION DEFECTIVE 6, chloroplastic/mitochondrial
Exons: 4
Coding region: 90-389 (99 amino acids)
Cellular component (GO): mitochondrion
Source: RefSeq, a predicted model, not a curated record